AUGCGACGAGCCACACUAAGUGAUAAAAGCUACAUGCUGCCUCAUGUCGUUUUAGAUCAGGCUUUGCCCCCAAACAAAUGCAGUUCAGGCUACUUGGCUUCCUGCCGGAUGGUUGCAGCUUUCCGUUUGCAGAGUGUUUUGGAUUUUGGAGUCGCAGGAGUGGGGACUCAUUUCAAGGGGGAGAGUAAGUACCUUCAGCCGUGGAGUGGAGAGGAGAGUAGGGCCCUGGGAAGGGCUAACAAAACAUCCAAGUCCAGGGCUGAGCAAGAAGAAGAAUUCAUCAGUAACACUUUAUUCAAGAAAAUUCAGGCUUUGCAGAAGGAGAAAGAAACCCUUGCUGUAAAUUAUGAGAAGGAAGAAGAGUUCCUCACUAAUGAGCUCUCCAGAAAGUUGAUGCAGUUGCAGCAUGAGAAAGCCGAACUAGAACAGCAUCUCGAACAAGAGCAGGAAUUCCAGGUCAACAAACUGAUGAAGAAAAUUAAAAAACUGGAGAAUGAUACCAUUUCGAAGCAGCUUACAUUAGAGCAGUUGAGACGAGAGAAGAUCGACCUUGAAAAUACUUUGGAACAAGAACAAGAAGCACUGGUUAAUCGUCUCUGGAAAAGGAUGGACAAACUUGAAGCUGAAAAGCGAAUCCUGCAGGAGAAAUUAGACCAGCCGGUCUCUGCGCCCCCGUCGCCUAGAGACAUCUCCAUGGAGAUAGACUCUCCAGAAAACAUGAUGCGCCACAUCAGGUUUUUAAAGAAUGAAGUGGAGAGGCUGAAGAAGCAGCUGAGAGCCGCUCAGUUACAGCAUUCCGAGAAGAUGGCGCAGUAUCUGGAGGAGGAGCGCCACAUGCGGGAAGAGAACUUACGGCUGCAGAGGAAGCUGCAGAGGGAGAUGGAGAGAAGGGAAGCCCUCUGUCGGCAGCUCUCUGAGAGCGAGUCCAGCCUGGAAAUGGAUGAUGAAAGGUAUUUUAAUGAGAUGUCUGCACAAGGAUUAAGACCUCGCACUGUGUCCAGCCCUAUCCCUUACACACCUUCUCCAAGUUCCAGCAGGCCUAUAUCACCCGGUCUAUCAUAUGCAAGUCACACAGUUGGCUUCACGCCACCAACUUCACUGACUAGAGCCGGAAUGUCUUACUACAAUUCCCCGGGUCUUCAUGUGCAGCACAUGGGAGCAUCCCAUGGCAUCACAAGGCCUUCACCACGGAGAAGCAACAGUCCUGACAAAUUCAAACGGCCUACGCCUCCUCCGUCUCCCAACACACAGACCCCAGUGCAGCCCCCUCCACCUCCACCUCCGCCGCCCAUGCAGCCCGCGGCCCCCUCGGCAGCCACCUCGCAACCCGCCCCUUCGCAACAUCCGGGGCACCCCUCCUCCCAGCCUUAA
Puma concolor (puma) is the source of this 1371-nucleotide messenger RNA. NCBI's taxonomy places the organism in Eukaryota, Metazoa, Chordata, Mammalia, Carnivora, Felidae. The record is from RefSeq and is a predicted model, not a curated record.